Talaromyces stipitatus ATCC 10500 is the source of this 1773-nucleotide messenger RNA. RefSeq lists its product as uncharacterized. The record is from RefSeq and is a predicted model, not a curated record. NCBI's taxonomy places the organism in Eukaryota, Fungi, Ascomycota, Eurotiomycetes, Eurotiales, Trichocomaceae. Gene Ontology annotation, molecular function: RNA-DNA hybrid ribonuclease activity; nucleic acid binding. The transcript is spliced from 4 exons. Bases 1 to 1773 code for a protein of 590 amino acids.
AUGACUGCCUCACUCCUCACCCUAGAUGUCAAGGGCGCAUUUGAUGCCGUGCUUCCUGGCAGACUGAUCCGCAGAUUACGAAACCCAAGGAACAGAUUUGGUUAUGCGGACGACGCAGCUAAUCUGGCAAUCUCGACAUCUCUUGCUACUAACUGCGAAGCCUUAUCAGACUCCCUCCAAGAAGCUCUCAACUGGGGUGCUGCAGAGGGCAUUACUUUCGCACCAGAUAAAUAUGAGCUACUUUACUUCUCCCGACAUAAAGCAGACCAGGAACCAACCUGCACACCUUUAGUGAAAGCUGGAUCUAUCACAAUAUCAGAAAACACUAAACGGCUAUAUCUACGUUGGCUAGGAAUCCUCUUUGACAAAAAGCUAACGUUUAAAUGGCACGUUGGAGAAACAGCAUCUAAAGCCCUCACUGUGGCUAAUGCCCUCCGCUCUCUAGGGAAUACUGUCCGAGGAGUCAAACCUCAUUUACUACAGCAGGCUGUAUCAGCCUGUGUACUCCAUAAAGCAUACUAUGGCGCUGAAACCUGGUGGCCAGGACGUACUCGCCCUGGGCCUUCCCAGACUUCAAACCGAGUUGGAGAACAUCUUGAGAAACUCACUAAAAUUGAAUGGCCCUUCUUGCAACUGUCCGCCUACGGCGUCUUGAUCCCUAUCACCCACUUCGAAGACGCGCAGAACAGAUCGCUAGUAAUGGCCGACAAACCAGCCGUUUUGCCCGCCAUAAAUCCUCUCCAAUACGCUCCCUGGCACCCUCGCGAGUCUCGCGAGAAUGCCCAAGCUCGAAUAGGAGCUCCCAUGGGACGCACUAAGGAACAGGCAGCGGCUGAUUUCGCAGACUUCCAACGCACCAUCCCCAGCUCGGAUAUUGUAAUCUUUUCAGAUGGAUCUAGGCUAGUAGACGGAUGUGCAGGGGGUGGCUAUAUUGGACUUCAAGCACACCAUCAGUUCCUCCGCUCCUCACUCUCAUAUGGACACGGGAAAGAGAUCUUCGAUGCAGAAGCAGAAGCAGCUCUAGCUGGUGCUCAAGCAGCAAUAGCGUACCCAACAGCUCAAUUUGCUACCAACCUAUGGAUCUGCCUUGACAACCUGGAAGUUGCCACACGCCUUCUAUCUCCCUCUACAGGAUCUUCCCAAGAAAUCUUUGAAUCCUUCCGCACCCUUGCAGCCGCCUGGCCACUCCGCAAAAGGCUUCCUCACACCAAAGGUGGAUCCAUUCAAAUCCGAUGGGUCCCUGGACACGCCAAAAUCCCUGAGAACGAAGCGGCUGAUCUCGCCGCCAAAGAGGAAGCUGCCUCUAUCCCUCCUGCUCCACACAAGUCCUCAUACGCCUCGCUAAAGAGAUACUCCAAGACUCAAUCCCUAUCCGCUGCUCAGUCACAAUGGCAGAAGGUGGCACCACAGAGUUAUCAAGAUCUAGAAAUAACUACUUCCCCCAAGCGCCCUGGGGAGCUUCAACUCAACCGACUUGACCUCAGCCGUAUCAUUGCGGCCCGUACUGGUCAUGGAGACUUUGCAGACUACCAUGAACGUUUUAACCAUGAUGAUGCUCACCUUCUCUGCCGAUGCGGAGCACGAAAAGCACCUCUGCACUUCUUCUUCUGCCAUAUAGCUAAGAGACGAGCCCCCCGGCCUCCUGGGCCCCCUUCUGAGGUCAUCUCUUUUCUCUUAGGCACUGCUAAAGGAGCACAAAAGCUAGCCACAUGGCUAGCAGAGACCCACUUCUUUGAGGAUAUCUGUCCUCGCCAACCUCUCCUUAGCACCUAG